AUGGGUUCUCAAGAGCCGGUCGGGACACACCUGACCUUUCACCAUGACGGGAAACUGCUCACCCUCAAGACGGAGCUGGUCUCAAUACGCCCUUUCGCAGCCCUGGAAGAGCAGAACCGUGCCAUUUUCAAGGACGCCAGCGACGAUGACUAUGUCAUCGUAACCAAAGAGACCAUAUUCCAUCCGCAGGGCGGUGGCCAGCCAUCAGACGAGGGCACAAUCUCAACAGCCCCUUCAACAGACGCCCAGACUCAGUCGCCCAUUGCCAUCAACAUCAGGGCAGCACGCAUGGACGUUGUCAAUGACGGCGUGGUGCUACAUCUCGGUCGCUUUGAAGAUCCCUCAAUGGCAGAAAGGUUUCAGGCGGGAGAUCUGGUUGAACAGAAGAUUGACGCCGAGAAGCGCCUCCUCUAUUCACGACUGCACACUGCGGGCCAUGUUCUUGGCUCAGCCGUGAGGCAUCUUUUGGAAAAGGAAAUCGACGGCUUCGACGAGCUCAAGGCAUCCCACUUUCCAGACAGCGCGGCAUGCGAGUUCCGCGGACUGAUUGAGGGCAAGUGGAAGCAGCCGAUCCAGGACCGCGUCGACGAGUACAUCCGCCGCUCAAUGCCGGUAGAAAUCGACUUUUGGACAGAAGACGACUUCCGACGCGAGGGACUGGAGCGCUUGAUUCCGGACAAGAGCCUGUUGCCGCCUGGAGAGACCAAGUUCCGCGUCGUGCGGAUUGUGGGAGCGGAGGUUUAUCCCUGCGGAGGGACGCAUGUUGACACGACGGAUCUGUGCGGCGCGACGACGGUGAAGAAGAUUGGGAGGAGCAAAGGCAUUAGCCGGGUCAGUUACACGGUGGCUUGA
Molecule: messenger RNA, 852 nt
Organism: Trichoderma reesei QM6a
Lineage: Eukaryota; Fungi; Ascomycota; Sordariomycetes; Hypocreales; Hypocreaceae
Exons: 1
Coding region: 1-852 (283 amino acids)
Biological process (GO): regulation of translational fidelity; alanyl-tRNA aminoacylation
Molecular function (GO): alanine-tRNA ligase activity; ATP binding; nucleic acid binding
Source: RefSeq, a predicted model, not a curated record